UGAACAGUGUUAAGGUACGCUGUGUUAUGUCUGUCAAGCUAAGAAGCUGGAAUUAUUUGUUCAACUUGUUAUUAAUUGUUGUGAAUAGGGAAUGUCUGAUGCUGGUGAUCACAAUUCAACGCAGUCCCAAUCCCAACUAAUUGAGGUGCAAGUGCAGCAUGUAGGUGUCACAGCCAAAUUGCAAUCACCAUUAAAAAAUUGGUUGCCCCAAUUGAACAGCUCAACGGAUACGGAACUGUUCCAGCAGAGCAAGUCUCAAUACAAUAUGUUUCAAAACGAUGCACAGGGCGAUACAACAACGACGACUACAGCCUUAUCCAGCCCAACACAUGUGCUCUACGAGAUGCAUGCGGAGCCGGCAAAGCAAUUAAUUAAUCCAAAUCGGAUUGAAUUCCAGCGCUACAACAAGACCAAGUAUCCCAGUUUUGCGGUGCCUCCCCGUCCACGUCGAAGUAAAACCAAACAUCACUCAUCCAAGGCGAGGCCAUCUAAGGAGGAAUCUAAGCAUCAUAAACGGCGUCCCGGUUUCCUUUCGCGCCUUGUCGCCUCGCUGGACAACAUGUGCAAGUGCCAGCCGCAACAUGUCCACAACAUCAUCGAUGAUCUGCCCUCCCCGAAGUGGAAUAAGAAGGCUGCAGCGCAUCACACUUGCAUUGGCAUCUAUCCGUUUGAGCAUGGCUGUGCGGAUUACCUUAGCACCACGGAUACCCAUCCAAAGAUCAACUCAAUUGUGCUCGCGGAUCGGGCGACAACCUAUGCGACACAUUUUUGGGCCGAGUUCUUUGGACUGUUGCACAUUGGUGUCGCCUUUGCGGUGGCCUUUAUCCUCCAAUGCUAUCGAUUCGUUCUCUACUCGGUGAUCAAUACCCUAAUUGUGGGAUGGCUUCACAUGACAUCCGAUUAUCUGGUGAAGCCAGCGUUGACUGUAGUAUUUAAUGGUUUUCUGCAGCCACCGAUGAUAUUUCUAUACAAUGUGAUGUGUUCCUUGCGAGAUAUUUUGGAACCGCUCUCAGACACGUUGAACAACUUGAUGAAACCAUUGGCCACGCUGGGAGAGAGUGUGCGCCUCAUCAAUGUCAACUAUCGCAAUGUGCGGCGACUGGAAAAGGAUGUUUGAUUUCCUGUCAAAUCUUGCCAAAAAUUGUUCAGCUUCGUUAAUAACUUUGAUUGCCAA
Messenger RNA from Drosophila grimshawi, 1174 nucleotides. RefSeq lists its product as uncharacterized. The transcript has a single exon. The record is from RefSeq and is a predicted model, not a curated record. Lineage: Eukaryota; Metazoa; Arthropoda; Insecta; Diptera; Drosophilidae. Bases 92 to 1117 code for a protein of 341 amino acids.